Drosophila eugracilis is the source of this 431-nucleotide messenger RNA. RefSeq lists its product as uncharacterized. The record is from RefSeq and is a predicted model, not a curated record. NCBI's taxonomy places the organism in Eukaryota, Metazoa, Arthropoda, Insecta, Diptera, Drosophilidae. The coding region runs from base 74 to 334 and encodes 86 amino acids. The transcript has 4 exons.
ACAGGAAAACCAAGCGAAUCGUCCGGGCCAUUUUCAGCAUUUUAGUGAGCCGUAAGAACGUGACAGCUCCAAAAUGAAGCUACUUUUCGUUGUUUUGGUUGUUUUUUAUAUUGUGGCUGUAACCCUCCUCGGAGUCGACGGACGUGGUGGGGGCACCACAAACGGAGUAGAGGAACCAAAGUUCGUGGGGCUAUUCAAGCGGUCUCGUCGUAAUGCCCUGGUGAACAAUGAGGGUCCACCACCAACUGCAAAGUUCAGGCAACGACGUCAGGCUCCACCCGGAAUGCCGCCCCCACCGGAGGGUCUCCCACCACCUCCCAGUUUCCUCGUCUAAAUAUUCCUGAAUGUAUAGCAUAGUGUUGGGCGUUUGUGCAUGUAAAUGGGAACCACAUCGAAGCUAAUAAAACUAGUUUGAAGCAUUCCAAAAAGUA